AGCAAAAAGCAAAGCAAAGCAAGAAAUACAUUCAUUCAUUCAUUCGUUACAAUUCCUUUGGAGAGAGGUAGCAGGCAGCUAAAGGUGCUGAUAAACUGUCCCCAUCAUGGAGUCGGCCAACUUGGGGGAUACUCCCGACGCAUCCGAGGAUGUGGCCCAGGCAAAUGAUUCCUUCCCUCUGUCUUCAUUGGCCAACCUUUUUGAGACCGAGGAAGCCGAGGUGUCCGCUUCUUCUUCAUCACCUCCGUCUUCGUCAAAAGGAGACGGGAAGCAGAACCUGCGUGCACGGUUCCAGGGGGCCUUCUGGAAGGGCGUUCCUGGCCUGGAGACGACCCUCUAUGACUCAACGGUGGCCCCAGCCCCCAAGAAGGCCCCCAUGGACUCCCUCUUUGACUAUGGCACCCAGAGGCACCUGCCCAAUGACAGCAAGUGGAGGCGGAAGAGGUUGGGCCUCGAGAAGAAGAAGGGCCCAGCCCCAUCCCCACCCCCUCUAGUCCUUAAAGUCUUCACGCGGCCUUUGCUCUUUGAUAUUGUGUCACGGGGCUGUGUGGAAGACCUCGAUGGCUUGCUGACCUUCCUCUUGGCCAACAAGAAGCGCCUCACCGACGAGGAGUUCCGGGAAAGAGGCGAGCAGCCCUCUCCCCAGGUGGAGAAGAGUGUGGAGAAGAAGGCAGGCCACUGCCAUAGAGAUCUCUGGCAACAGCGUUUCCUCUCCUCCUCCUCUUCUCCGCCUGGGAAAGAGCAUUAUUAUAUUAUUAUAAUAUAUUAUUAUAGCUUCAUCUAUUCCGUCCUCGUCCUGGUGUCAGCCGCCUUGUACCUCUCUGGGGUGGAGGCCUACCUUGCCGUCAUGGUCUUCGCCUUGGUCUUGGGCUGGAUGAACGCCCUCUACUUCACCCGUGGCCUCAAGCUGACAGGGACAUACAGCAUCAUGAUCCAGAAGAUCCUCUUCAAGGAUCUCUUCCGCUUCUUGUUGGUCUAUGUCCUCUUCAUGAUUGGCUACGCUUCAGCCUUGGUCUCCCUGCUGAACCCAUGCCCAAACGCUGACCGUUGCUCGAACUGUACGGCCCCAUCCUACCCUUCCUGCCGGGAUAGCCAGACCUUCAGCAGCUUCCUGCUGGACCUCUUCAAGCUAACCAUCGGCAUGGGUGACCUGGAGAUGAUUGAGAAUGCCAAGUACCCGGGGGUCUUCGCUGUCCUGCUGGUCACCUACAUCAUCCUCACCUUUGUCCUCCUCCUCAACAUGCUCAUCGCCCUCAUGGGGGAGACCGUGGGACAGGUCUCUAAGGAAAGCAAGCAGAUCUGGAAGCUCCAGUGGGCGACCACCAUCUUGGACAUCGAGCGGUCCUUCCCAGUGUUUCUUCGCAAGGCCUUCCGGUCGGGAGAAAUGGUGACGGUGGGCAAGUCUCAGGAUGGCACCCCCGACCGACGGUGGUGUUUCAGAGUGGACGAAGUCAAUUGGUCCCAUUGGAACCAGAACUUAGGCUUGAUUAACGAAGAUCCAGGGAAGAACGAGACCUAUCAGUAUCAUGGCUUCUCCCAGACCGUAGGCAGGCUGCGCAGAGACCGGUGGUCAGCAGUGGUUCCGCGCGCAGUAGAGCUGAACAAGGCGGCUUUGGCCUCGGACCGCGAGGUGGUCAUACCAUUAGACCCAAUGGCAGCACAAGGAUCCCGGAUCUAAAGACACACACACACAUAUAUAUUACAUUAUAUAUAUAUAAUAACGGAGGAAGCAUGGAUGAGCUCCCUCUGUCAGCUCCAGCUCCCCAUGUGGGAACAUGAGAGAAGCCUCCCACAAGGAUGGUAAAAUAUUCAGGCGCUCCCUGGGCAAUGUCCUUGCAGAGAGCCAAUUCUCUCACACCAGAAGCGACUUGCAGUUUCUCACAUCACUCCUGACAUGAAAAUAAAUACAUAAAUAACAUAAUUUAUUUAGCCAAGAACUGUGUGGCUGUUUUUAUUAUUUUUAAAACAAAUAAAGGAUUUAACAUUUGGUAUUUAA
Anolis sagrei ordinatus is the source of this 1996-nucleotide messenger RNA. Lineage: Eukaryota; Metazoa; Chordata; Lepidosauria; Squamata; Anolidae. The record is from RefSeq and is a predicted model, not a curated record.